Panicum hallii is the source of this 1626-nucleotide messenger RNA. Its product is annotated as bZIP transcription factor ABI5 homolog. Gene Ontology annotation, molecular function: DNA-binding transcription factor activity. Gene Ontology annotation, biological process: positive regulation of DNA-templated transcription. The coding region runs from base 125 to 1333 and encodes 402 amino acids. The record is from RefSeq and is a predicted model, not a curated record. NCBI's taxonomy places the organism in Eukaryota, Viridiplantae, Streptophyta, Magnoliopsida, Poales, Poaceae. The transcript is spliced from 4 exons. Gene Ontology annotation, cellular component: nucleus.
UAUAAUAUUUUUUUGAAAGAAACGCAUGCAGGCUAUAAAUAAGGACGGCGUGCGGCGUUCAAGGAAGCAUUAGCAGCAGAGCACCAAGAGAAAAAGAAAAAGAAGAUAGAGGGGAGGGAGCGUGAUGGCGUCGGAGAUGAGCAAGAACGUCAAGGCCCUCGACGAGCAGGAGGUCACCUCGCACCAGCGCGGCGACCAGGGCGUCCGGGCCCGGCCCGGCGGCGCGGCGGCGGAGGACCAGGCGGAUCAGCUGGCGCGGCAGGCGUCGAUCAUGUCGCUGACGCUGGAGGAGCUGCAGAGCUCGCUCUGCGAGCCGGGACGCAACUUCGGGUCCAUGAAUAUGGACGAGUUCAUGGCCAACAUAUGGAACGCCGAGGAGUUCCAGGCCGCCACCGGCGGGUGCAAGGAGGACGCGGCGGAGCAGGAGGCAGCGGCGGUGGCGGCGGCGGCGGGGGCAGGUGAGAACGGAGGGAGCGGGUUGGUUCGGCAGGGGUCGUUCGCCCUGCCGCCGCCGCUGUCGCGGAAGACGGUGGAGGAGGUCUGGGCCGAGAUCAACCAGGGCCCGGCGGACGCCGGGGCCCACUCGGCGCCGCAGGCCAUCGUGCAGCCGCAGGUGGGGAGCGGCGGCGUCGCGGCCAGCGGGCGGCAGGUGACGCUGGGCGAGAUGACGCUGGAGGACUUCCUGGUCAAGGCCGGCGUCGUGCGGGGCGCCUUCGCCGCCGGGCACGGCCAGGCGGUCGGCAUGGUCCCGGCCGCGCCGAUGGGCCACAUGCAGCAGGGCCAGCUCCCGGCUCCCAUGAUGUACCAGGUGGCGCCGGGCAACGCCGUGUUCCCGGUGAUGGGCGACGGCAUGGGAUACCACAACGGGUACCCCGGGGCCAUGGCGGUGGUGCCGCCGCCGCCGCCGUCCCAGUGCGUGGCGCCCGCCGUGAGCCCCGGGUCGUCGGACGGGAUGAGCGCGAUGACGCAGGCGGAGAUGAUGAGCUGCAUUGGCAACGGAGGGAUGGUCCGGAACGGCGGCGGCGCGCGGAAGCGCGACUCCCCCGAGGACGGGUGCACCGAGAAGACGGUGGAGCGCCGGCAGCGGCGCAUGAUCAAGAACCGCGAGUCCGCGGCGCGGUCACGCGCCAGGAAGCAGGCGUAUACCGUGGAGCUCGAGGCCGAACUGAACCAUCUCAAGGAGGAGAAUGCGCGCCUCAAAGCCGAGGAGAAGACAAUUCUGCUGUCGAAGAAAAAGAUGCUGGUGGAGAAGAUGAUGGAGCAGGCGAGGGAGAACGUCAGCGCCAAGAAGAGCGGUCGCGGGCUGCGCCGCUGCGGCAGCGCCAUGUGGUGAACUGUGACUUGCGCGGCUCGCAUUGUGCAAAUCCCAAUCCGCUUGCUUCCCUAGGAAGCGCUGCUGUGGCUGCAACGGUGUCGGUAGCAACGUCGUUAGUGACAGCAUGCGAAGUGAUCGCUGUGAAAUGUUCGUGAGCACGAGCUGUGUGUUGGCCUGCUACUGUGUUUAUAAACGGUGCGUCGUAGUACAAACAAUAAACCAGUUGUAAGAUAACAGCACAACACAAGCUCUGCGUGUUUUGCUCGUGUAUAGUAUUUAACAAGGGCCAUACUAUACCGUUUGUUUCUGCA